Messenger RNA from Strongylocentrotus purpuratus (purple sea urchin), 4062 nucleotides. Its product is annotated as trichohyalin-like. NCBI's taxonomy places the organism in Eukaryota, Metazoa, Echinodermata, Echinoidea, Camarodonta, Strongylocentrotidae. The record is from RefSeq and is a predicted model, not a curated record. The coding region runs from base 1 to 4062 and encodes 1353 amino acids. The transcript has 24 exons.
AUGGAGAAAGAAUACUAUUCUGCUCAGAAGAAAAUCAAAGAGCUCAAUGGAAAACUAGAAACAGAAAAACAAUCAGACUCAGGAGAAAAACAACCAGACUCUGCAGUUAAAGGGAAUGUUGAGGAGGGGCUCCUGAAGGAGAAGCAAGAAUUAUUGCAAGCUAUUCAGAAACUGGAAGAUCGCCUGGUAGGCCAGAAGGAUAUCAACUCGAGACUCCUGUCCGAGAUAGAGAAAACGAGAGAGGAGAAAAGAAAGGAGGCGGAACGGAUCAAUGAGGAGAAGGAGAGGGAAUUUAAAAUCAAGACCGAUCAAUUGAAGACUAAAUUAGACUUACAGACUGCCAAACUGAGGAAAGAACAUUCAACAACAGAAAUACUGAAAGCCGAGUUCACUUCGAUAAGACGAGAGCUUGAAUCGCAAAUUGCUGCACGGGACGUCAAAAUUGAGGAACUUAGGAGGCACAUUCGGACCGAGAUUGAGGUAAAGCAAGAAGUCAAGGAGGUAGAAAGUGAUAUGGAAGGCGAUCAAGGGAAAGACGACCGCAUUGAAAACAGUCCUGAAAUUCGAGAAGAACUAAGAAGGAAAGAGAGCGAAAUUCGUGUGCUUGGAAAUGCACUCACCGACGAGAACAAGAAGUUUGUCGAUCUCCAGGCUUCUUUAAAGGAACGGGAGGUUCAGUUGACUAUGCUCCAGGAAGACUUCCUAAGUCGUGAACAGCUUCUCGAAGACGCCACCGAUUCCUGCCGACGACUGAAGCGCCAGAAAGGCGACCUCGAUGAACAGGUGCAGACUCAAAACUCAGAGAUCGUUAUCCUCCGCGAGUACCUUGCCAGUCGAGAUCGUCGUAUCGUCCAGAUGGCCGCCGACCUCUCUCGCCGUGAUCGUCGAAUCAUGACGCUCCUUACGGAUCUCCGAGAGCAGUCGUCAUCCAAAUCAGUUACUACGGACGCGAUGACGAAUACGAAUAACGUAAGGGAUAUGUCAUCGUUGUCGUCUUCGACGUCGGCUCUGAUGUCGACGGGAAAGACCGAUGGGGGAUCGCUGUCAGAUCAGAGCAGUGACGAUCGCAAUGACAGUAUGGACGAGGCGACGAGCAAUCUCGGAAAACAGCUCCAGAAGCUGAGGCAGUAUAAAUCAGAUGCCGAACAUCUUACCCGUACUCUUCAAGGAGAACUCGAGGCAAGCAGAAGACGUGUCGCCGAGGUGCAGCGACUGCAGGCUGAGAGGGAUGAGCUACACGAGUAUGUCACGAAUGUAGAAAAGACCACGGGAAUGGAAGAUCUUUCUCCUAACACGGAUAUCAUAAAAAGAUUGCAAAUAGUAUUCCAAACCAAAGAGAAAGGAUUUACCACAGAGCUUGCCGCCCUGCAGGAAGCAAAUCGCGAUGUGGAGGGGGCAAUAAUAAAAGAGAGGAAAGAGGCAACUGCAUGCAUAGACAACAUGACUUUGGAGGAGAAUGAAAGGUUGAAGCUGGACUUGGAGAGUUAUCGCACAGAAUUAACGAAUUUGAGCGAAGAACUAAAUCGAAAUCGUCAGACUGCGCAGACUCAGAUUGAUAGUCUUACAUCCUUAUUGGCCAGCUACAAACAACAUAUCGAUUCUCAACAGCAGCUCCGUAAAGAUGCCGAUCAGAUGGUGGGUCAUUACAUAUCAGAGAAUACUCAACUCAAAGCGCGGCUAGACCAGUCCACCUUGGAACAUGAAAAUAUGGCCAAAGAGCUAGCGGCUGCUGAGAAGCUAAAGAGUUACUGCAUGCAGGAGAAGGAGAGACUGGAGAAAGAAUUUGAAGAAUUGAAAAGAAAAUUAGAUUUCAUCAAGAGUGAUAACCUGACAGAGCGAGACCAACAAAAGACAGUGGUAGAAGACUUGUCGCAAAAGUUAGAACAGAAGUGUAACGAACUAUCAACGACGUCCAACAACUUGGAGCAGGUGUUGGUGCAAGUCGGGCAUGCAUCGGAGCACACUCAGGAGCUCAGCCGGCGGCUCGGCGAGAGGGAAGACGAGAUUCAUGAACUCAACGUCCGGCUGCUGCAGCUCGACGGACAGCGUAACAGGAUGGAAGCGGAGAAGACUGUGAUGGAGAACCAGCGCGAUGCUAUAUUGCACAAGAUUGAAGACUUGGAGGCGGCCCGAACCGAGUCCAAAGAAACGUUAUUUCAGAACGAAGGCAGAACGGAGGAACUUACGAAAGAAACCACGGACCUCAAAAUGCGUCUCACCUGUGAGAUGAACAACUAUGAACAUCUCAAGACGUUGCAUUUGAAUUUGGUAGAGAAGAACAGAAGCAAUAUCGAGCAGAUUCACCAACUCCAGACUGAGAUGGUCAAUCUGAAAGGUCAAUGGGCCAUCAGGACAAAUGACCUUAAGAAGAUGAAGGAGAAGAUGAAGGAAAUCAAGGACCAGUUAGAAAACGAAAUAAAGUCCUACCAGUCCCAAUCCGAUGACAUGACGUCACGAAUCGAUGAACUAGAACAACUGCGGGAGGCAGAUCGUAAUAUGUAUGAAGAGAUGAAAAAAGAGCGAGACUGGGAACUCGAGAGCAAAGACGACGCAGAAGAGAGGUGUCGCAAAUCUGAAGAAAAGAUAGAGAAAUUACAAAAGGCAUUGAAGCUUCGGAGGAAGAAGAUAAUCAAGCUAGAACAAGAGCGGUCAAAUCGGGCAACGCAAGAGGUAGAGACGAGCAGCACAGUUAACCCUGUCGAAACUGAGGAGAGGGGCCAACAAAAUCGAAGUCGGGAAGAACGCGUCAGUGACGAGACCCUACAGCAACAGCAACAGCAGCAGCAACAGCAGCAACUCCAACAAUUCCUACUACAACAGGAGUUGCAGAGGAAUCGCGCCACACAUAUCACACAUGAUAUCGCUGAGCUGCAAGAAUGCCUGAAGGAUAGCCGAUCGAAGCUUGGUCAGCUAACCGAGACCCAGGAAGCCCUCUACGAGGAGAACGAGUGGCUCACUCACGAGUUGGAAACGAUACAUGCUGCCUUGGAGGAUGAGAGGACACACAACCAAGAAGCAGCUGGAAAGAUGAAGAAAGUCAUCAGUGAAUUGAAGCGCAAACGUGUUGAAUUGCACAAAGCGAAGAGGAAAUUUCGAUUUCGAUCACAAGCUGCUGAAGAAACGAUGUCGACAUUGAAUCAAACUGAGAAGAUUCGAAAUGAUCUUAGCCAGGAGAACGCACAUCUCGUCAUAACAUGCAGAGAGAAAGAUGCCCAAAUCACGUUAUUACAUGAAAUAAUCAAGUCACAUCAAGAUAAGACCAAAGAGCCUGAUGCCAGUGUUGCGCCUGAAAUCAUUUUCAGAGAUUGCGAGCAUGACAGUCUUAUACGAGAACUGGAGAGAAAGCUAGAGGUGGCCGAGAGGGAGAUCCAUUCAAUCAAAGCACUGAAUUGUCGGUUAAAUAUCGAUAUGCAAGUAAAAUGCGAUUCUCUAAGCAACCAGAAAGCAGAAUGCACCCGUCUCCAAGCCGCUACCUGCGAUCUGCAACAGGAUAACUGGGAUUUGAAACAAAAGCUCAGUGACGUCAAACAUAAACUUCAGACGGAGAAACAACUCCGAAAACUUCUCGAGCAGAGAUAUGAUGACGAACUGAAUGACAUCAAAAUGAAGACCACUUUACUGGAGGACCAUGAGAAAGAGAGAGGAGUUCUUCAGAGCAAGGAAAUCCAGAGAAAGUUGUCCAAACUGGAGCACCGUCUUCAAAAACAAGAAGUCCAACCAGUAAACAUCUCGGACGACCAGAGAGAGAUCCGUGGUUUGAAGAGCGAGAUUGCAAAGCUUGGCUCCCUUCGUGAUCUGGACCGUGAAGCGCUUGAUGGACUCACCGCCGACCUCGGGGCCAUCAAAGGUUUGAUGACAUCUGAGAUACAACAAGCAACCAAUCAAAACAGCGCUGACAAGUUAUGUCGGCCAGAGUCACACAGCUCUCGCGUCCAGCAAGCUCUCAGGAAGGCGGAGCUUAGUGCUAUCAGGACGACGUCAUUUCCAAGCACCCAAUCAGAAACCAAUAUUCUGCUCGCACAAUCCGACGAUUUGGCAGACGUUGCAACAUCGGACAGUUGA